UAAUAUUUACAUAUUUUCCAUCUUUAUUGUUAUUCAAGAUUUUCCAUUCUCCAUUUGCUCAUGCAUCAAUAGGAUUUGCAUAUAAAUAUGGCACCAACAUCAACCCAAUUUUCCACUUCGUCAAGAAUGGGAACAUAUGAUCCACUUCACCAUGUUAGCAUGUCGAACGGCAUCUUCGAUGAUCACAUGAACACGAAGAAGAGCCAUACCAUCACCAGUCAACCCGAAUCAACAAAACUAACCAACAAUAUGGAGUACACUUCUCAAGAAUCAUUAGAAUCUUAUCGGGAGUCGGAUAAGAACAUUUCAGAUAAGUUUCAACGACGAUUAGCACAAAACCGUGAAGCUGCACGAAAAAGUCGUUUAAAGAAAAAGGCCUACGUUCGAGAAUUGGAAUCAGGGCGUCUAAAGUUGGAAAAACUGGAGCAUGAAAUCAAGAGGACUCGACAACAGGUUACGUAUGUGGAUCCACCAAAUGUAGGCCAUGGUGAAUUACAUGGGAUUGCUACAUUUGUGGGUAAGUAUGAUUUAUGGGUUGUUGAGCAACAUAAAAAGGAGAGUGAACUUAUGACUAUCCUACAAACCGAUGUAAGUGAUGAUGAGCUUCGGAUAGUCUUAGAUGGUGUUAUAGACCGCUACCAAGAUCUUUUCUGGAUGAAAGCUGAUGCUGCAAAGGUCGAUGCCUUUAAUUUGUUAUAUGGGUCGUGGAGGUCUCCUAUUGAGAGGUUGUUUGAAUGGCUUGGUGGAUUCCGACCCUCCGAGGUUCUAUAUAUACUAAUGCCAUGGUUUGAGCCGUUAACAGAUACACAAAUCGUGAAUUUAUCCAAGCUUAGACACACAUGUCGACAAGCCGAAGAUGCAUUAACUCAAGGAAUUGAUAAACUUGAACAAACGUUGGCUCAAAGCGUCGCUAUUAACAUAACGGAAAGUGCAAAUUGCAACACUUGGAUGAUUUCGGCAAUGGAGGAGCUCCAAGCACUCGAAAACUUCUUAAACCAGGCGGAUCAUCUUCGAUAUCGAACGCUACAACAAAUGUCACGAGUCUUGACAAAUCGUCAGGCAGCAAAAGGGUUGCUUGCAUUGGGCGAGUAUUUCCAACGUCUUCGUGUACUAAAUUCACUUUGGUCUGCUAGACCUCAUGGAUUAGAUUUCGUUGUUGGUCAAAAAAUGAGGGGGUGA
Messenger RNA from Lactuca virosa, 1179 nucleotides. Lineage: Eukaryota; Viridiplantae; Streptophyta; Magnoliopsida; Asterales; Asteraceae. The record is from the annotation of a GenBank genome assembly.